AGGGUUACAGUCAACAUAUUACAUUUAACAUAUUAACAGAAAAAACAAACAUGGAAGCUCUGUUGUGCACGAGAUUGGGUGAUCCAACAUCAUCAAUAUCAGCCCCAACCGGCAAAAACUCCGAAUCGUCUUCGUCGCCCAUUGAGAUUAGCAGAAACCAUCCCAUCCCAGAAUUGGACUCCCCAACAGCAGUGAGAGUCAAAGUUAAAGCCACCAGCUUGAACUUCGCCAAUUACCUUGAGAUAUUGGGCAAAUACCAGGAGAAGCCUCUCCUCCCUUUCAUCCCAGGCUCCGAUUAUGCUGGCACUGUCGAUGCCGUGGGCCCUGCUGUCACCAAGUUCAAGGUGGGGGACCACGUCUGCUCCUUUGCUGACUUGGGUUCAUAUGCCACCUUCAUCGUCCAAGAUCAAUCCCUACUGUUUGGAGUGCCGAAAGGGUGUGAUCUGGUGGCAGCUGCUGCACUCCCUGUUGCCUUUGGGACCUCACAUGUAGCCCUUGUUCACAGGGCUAACUUGAACUCUUCUCAGGUAUUGCUGGUUCUUGGUGCCGCUGGAGGCGUUGGUGUUGCUGCUGUUCAAAUUGGCAAGGUUUGCGGGGCAGUAGUCAUUGCUGUCGCGAGGGGAGCUGAAAAGGUGCAGUUUUUAAAGUCCUUGGGUGUUGAUUACGUGGUAGACUCGACUAAUCAAAAUGUAACUGCAAGCGUCAAGGAGUUCCUCAAGUCAAGGAACCUCAAAGGGGUUGAUGUUCUCUAUGAUCCUGUGGGUGGCAAGCUUACCAAAGAAACUAUGAAGCUCUUGAAUUGGGGUGCUCAAAUUCUUGUCAUUGGAUUUGCCAGUGGUGAAAUCCCUGUCAUCCCAGCUAAUAUCGCUCUUGUUAAGAACUGGACUGUGCAUGGGCUUUACUGGGGUAGCUACAGAACACAUCGACCAGCUGUGCUUGAGGAUUCCAUCUGCGAGCUACUCUCCUGGAUGGAAAAGGGCUUGAUUACCAUUCACAUUUCUCAUACUUACAGCCUAUCAGAGGCCAACCUUGCAUUCUCUGCAAUUAAAGACAGAAAAGCAAUUGGGAAAGUUUUGAUCUUAUUAGAUGAUCUGGGAGGUGUAAGAUCUAAGCUCUAAGCGAUUAGAGUUUAGCUGGGGCAGGAGAUUGUUUGCCCUAGCUCAAGUGUAAAAAAUAAAAAACCCUUCAUUAUGAUGUCAUUUGAAUUGAGUCUAUAAUUGUCUUGAGUAGAUACAACUGCUAAUAAGCUAUUACGACCCAUCGCACCGUGCAGCCUGCACGCUUUGGAACUGUCAGGAGGAAAGACUCAAGGCAAACUCUUUUGUUCAGCAACACAAUGAAUGAAUUUUUAAUUUUAUAUAUAAUAAUAUUAGAUAAACA
Molecule: messenger RNA, 1380 nt
Organism: Durio zibethinus
Lineage: Eukaryota; Viridiplantae; Streptophyta; Magnoliopsida; Malvales; Malvaceae
Product: GroES-like zinc-binding alcohol dehydrogenase family protein
Molecular function (GO): oxidoreductase activity; zinc ion binding
Source: RefSeq, a predicted model, not a curated record